AUGGGAGCCAAAUCGGGUUUCGCCCUCAAGCUGCUGCAGUGGUUCAUCCGAGGCAUCCAGCUCUGCUGCUGCGCUGUGGCCCUUGCGCUUUUUUCAUACUUCCUCGCCGUGGCAUCGCGCCACAAUAAUAUUCCCAUGCCAACAUGGACAAAGGCAGUUGAAGGCAUCGCUGGCGUCGGUGUCAUAUACACCCUCAUCGGACUUUUACUGCUAUGUUGCCUCGCGGGACACCCUUUCACGUCGUUCAUUGCCAUUAUUCUGGACAUCGCCUUCAUCGGCGCCUUCAUCUACGUGGCCCAGGCCAAUCGCGGCGGUGCUAGCUCGUGCCGCGGCAACGUGGACACUCCUUUUGGCAACAACCGUCCUGCUGGCGACCGGCUUGGCAAUGGUCUGCCCAGUUACAGAACAAUCUGUCAAAUGGAGACUGCCGUUCUGGCUGUUUCCAUCGUCGCCAUUGUUUUCUUCCUGCUUUCCGCCAUUGUUGAGUUCGUUCUUGUCCGCCACCGACGCAAGGAGCGUCGCUUCGGCCCCAGCCCCAACAACAAUUACACCUCUGGCUACGGCCAAGGUGGUUUCAUGGGCAGGUUCCGCCGCAACAAGACUGGCGACUCUGACGGUAACACUCUGCCUACGCACACCCACCCGGACCAGGUGCGUCCAAGCUACAACACCGACAGCACUGCCAUUGCUGGCAAUGAGCCCCACCUAUACAGCAACAAGCAUGGCGAUACUAACGGCUUCGACCGCGAGGGCCACGUCUUCAACCACGACGGCCAGACUGCGUACCCCGAAACUGGCGUGGCUCAGAACCUUUCUCAGCCCGCUGGGUACCGAUACGGCUCCUAA
Anthostomella pinea is the source of this 846-nucleotide messenger RNA. The record is from the annotation of a GenBank genome assembly. NCBI's taxonomy places the organism in Eukaryota, Fungi, Ascomycota, Sordariomycetes, Xylariales, Xylariaceae.